AUGCCUCACCCAGUUUUCACAAAAAUCGCCAACGAUUCUCUCGCGGCCGUUGCUAAAGGGCAAUACACAGACGACAGUGGCAACAGCCACUCCGUCGACGACCUGGGCACUCCCGAAUUCAAAUCGUAUACAGAGUACUAUCCGCCAGACUCAGAGCUUUUGGUUGAAUGGAAAACCACCUCGGCUCAGCUUAUAACACCCCUGGCAGAAAUCACACUAGCCAGAGCUUCCACCCUGGAAGGAAUCCGUCUUCUUGACGAUUCAACCAAACGAGGAGUGCUUAACUUCGCUUCCGCGACGAAGCCUGGUGGAGGGUUCCUUGCUGGCGCACAAGCCCAGGAAGAAAGUCUUGCGCGGUCGUCCAACAUCUAUUCGUCUUUGAUGACGCCAACUGGCCAGCGGUUUUACAGACUCCACAAGAGUGCGGCCCAGAAGCCAGACAAACGAUAUACGCACUCGAUAAUCUUCACCAAGAACGUGCGGUUCUUCAGGACUGACAAAGGAGUUUGGAUUGAGCCUGUCGAUGCUGAUGUCGUCACGAGCGCUGCAGUCAAUGCGGGUGCAGUCCGAAGCCGAUAUAAGGAUGGAGAUCCCGAGAUCGCUAUUGAAGUUGCGAUGCGUGAAAGGAUGGGUCGCAUUCUUCGGUUGUUCGAAGAGAAGGAUAUUCCCGAUGUCAUUUUGGGAAGCUUUGGCACUGGUGUUUUCAGAAACAAUGUCGCCAUGGUCGCUCGGCUAUGGGUAGAGCUUCUGCUGGCCCCCGACGCUCGUUUUGCCCACUCAUUCAAGCGAGUUGUGUUCGCCAUCAUUGACGAGAAGACCUGCGCCAUUUUCAGGAACGUGUUUGCUGAAAACAAAGUGGAGUUUGCAGAGGUGGGCACGUAA
Molecule: messenger RNA, 882 nt
Organism: Mycena indigotica
Lineage: Eukaryota; Fungi; Basidiomycota; Agaricomycetes; Agaricales; Mycenaceae
Product: DUF2263 domain-containing protein
Exons: 1
Coding region: 1-882 (293 amino acids)
Source: RefSeq, a predicted model, not a curated record